UAGCCCAGGCUGCCUCUCCACCUGUAAGACCGUCCCACCCUCAACCUAAGCCCCUUCCAGCUAGUGCACAUGGUGGCCUUGGAAGACUUAGAGGGUGCGAGGAUAAUCUAGAGCACCGCCUUCUGGAGCUGAAGUCCAGAGGAUCAAAGGGGACAUCAGGCUUGACGUCCGGGAAGGGGAUCAGGACGGAGAGCUCUGCCACCCGCGUCUACUUCUUUAGGGUGGGGCCGCAGGCAGCACGGCCCCCUCCGGGCCAUUGAUUGCCAUUCUGGGCGCGUGUAGCGUUUUUUUUUUUCCAGCAGAACAAACCGCACUUGGCUACCGCGCCCCUCUAGUUGCGUGUUUGCCACCGCGCGGCCGCGGCGCGUGUGAGUGCACCGCGCAGCUUUUCAGUUUCCGCGCUGACAGAGGCAGGGCCGUGUAGCUGAGGCUCCAACCUGCAGAUCUGGCAGUUGGAAAAAAUUUUUUUCUUCUUUCUUGACUGCGGUUUCUGAACGACUGAAGCGUUUACAAGAUCUUUGCUCACCACCACCCCCCUCCUCCUUCCCCUCCCUCUCCUCCUCUUCCUCCUCCUGCUGCUGCUCUUCUUCCUCCUCUUCCUUUUCUCUUCCUUCUCAGUAAGCAUCUUGACACAGCCAUGCGAGGACGAAUGGAUCUGGCCAGUCAUUUUUUUCUUUAUGAAUUAUUAUACCCCACCCCCCUCGCCUUUGGGAGGGAAGCAUGUGUUUCAUCUUAUAAAUAGAAAGUAGCAUAUUUUUUGGCAGGACCUGCUUUAUACAGCACCGUCUAGGAGAGGUUUCUCCUUGCUGUAGAAGGAACUGGAUAAUAUAACUGAUUCUCCAGAAAGACCCACGUGGCCCUGUGCUGAGCAAGCUCUCUCACACCCCGUCUCAUUUUAGAUCCACUUGAGAAGAAAUGAUGUGACAAUUCUUAUCAAAAAGGACUUUUUGGAAGUGUGGGAUACCCGUGAAGAAGGUCACCCUUUCCCUGGUCUGUGAAAUAGACAUUCUCAGAUUCCAAAAUGCCUGCCAAGACCCCAAUUUACCUGAAAGCAGCUAACAACAAGAAGGGAAAGAAAUUUAAACUGAGGGACAUUCUGUCCCCUGAUAUGAUCAGUCCUCCCCUGGGGGACUUUCGUCACACUAUUCACAUCGGCAAAGAGGGCCAGCAUGACGUCUUUGGAGAUAUUUCCUUUCUUCAAGGGAACUAUGAGCUCUUGCCUGGAAACCAAGAGAAAACACACUCAGGCCAGUUCCCGGGGCAUAAUGACUUCUUCCGGGCCAACAGCACCUCGGACUCAAUGUUCACAGAAACACCCUCCCCGGUGCUCAAAAAUGCCAUUUCCCUCCCGACUAUUGGGGGAUCCCAGGCUCUCAUGCUGCCCUUAUUGUCACCAGUGACAUUUAAUUCCAAGCAGGAGUCCUUUGGGCGUCCCAAGUUGCCAAGGCUCAGCUGUGAGCCUGUCAUGGAAGAGAAAGUUCAGGAGAAAAGUAGUCUGUUGGAGAAUGGGACAGUCCACCAGGGAGACACUUCAUGGGGCUCCAGUGGCUCUGCGUCUCAGUCCAGCCAGGGCAGGGACAGCCACUCUUCCAGUCUGUCUGAACAGUACUCCGACUGGCCUGCAGAGGACAUGUUUGAGCAUCCCGCCUCCUGUGAGCUUGUGAAGUCAAAGACUAAAUCAGAAGAGUCCCUCUCUGACCUGAUGGGCUCCCUGCUCUCCCUGCAGUUGGAUCUUGGGCCCUCACUUUUGGAUGAAGUCCUGAAUGUCAUGGAUAAAAAUAAGUAACCAGGAGUCAGCUCUUUUUCUUGGGAGUAAGAGGUACCAAAAUAAGCAGAAAACAAAAAGUGAACUAACCACAGCUGGUGGAAAGAGCUGCCCUGACUGUUUUUAUUUGCAGCCAUGUGAUGCAUUUUCUAAAAUAAUGCUCCUGUUCCUACAAAAUAUUUUUUUAACCAUCAUGCCCUGUUUGCAAAAAUUUUGAAAACAAUAAUUUUUAAAAAUUAAAAAAAAAAAACAAAAAACAAAAAACAAAAACCUGUUCUGGCAAAAAAAUAAAAAGGAGGAAGUGAGUCAGAGCUCAUUUUCAGCAGGCAUUGCUGAUGCUCAAACAUGCUUGAUUUCGUUUGUAUGUUUGUUUGUUUGUAGAUGUGCAGAAAUCCAAGCUGUCUAGGAGGGUUGAGGCCAUGGGUCUCUCCACGGCGAUUUACGGCAUGUUGUGAGAAGGAAAUCAAAACUUACUUGGCACCUACGCCUUCUUUUCUAGACUCUUUUGUAUAUUGUGUCUUUUGGGUUCACCAUAGCGAAUUCUCCAGUAUUAAGAUUUUACUCUCUUUUCAUAUUCAAACAACCAUACAGGAUUUGGGGUUUUUUCCUCGUGGUUCUUAUAUAUCCCUGUAUAUUAUUUCCAUGUUGCAAAAAUUUGACUUUCAGCUACAUGUUGGUUAAAAACAAGGUAUUACUGUAACUAAGUUAUUUUUAAAGUUGAAAUAUAUUUUUAUGUGCCUUUGGCUUUUUAUUGCAAAGUCUACAUUUUAUAUAUAAUACAUCAAGUGUUAUUUGUCUUGUUUCCACUUGGGCUUUCUUGCAAGCUACAUAUGUGUAUUUGAAAACAACAAAAACAACCCAACCCUAUGCAUUAUCAGCAUGUCCCCCCUUGCUCCUGUGUUACCAUACUUCCUAUAGGAGGCACAGGGUGAUGUGUCUGCAGACUGGAGGUGAGGUAGGUAUUUAAAGACAGCUCAUGUCCACAUUACUUGGGUACAUCAUACCAUGAAAUAAAGAGUAAAUGCUAAAA
Messenger RNA from Mastomys coucha (southern multimammate mouse), 2795 nucleotides. It is a transcript of the gene Cdc42ep3, whose product is annotated as CDC42 effector protein 3. The record is from RefSeq and is a predicted model, not a curated record. The transcript is spliced from 2 exons. The coding region runs from base 1022 to 1786 and encodes 254 amino acids. NCBI's taxonomy places the organism in Eukaryota, Metazoa, Chordata, Mammalia, Rodentia, Muridae.